This is a messenger RNA of Alternaria ventricosa, 2427 nucleotides long. RefSeq lists its product as uncharacterized. The record is from RefSeq and is a predicted model, not a curated record. Lineage: Eukaryota; Fungi; Ascomycota; Dothideomycetes; Pleosporales; Pleosporaceae. Bases 1 to 2427 code for a protein of 808 amino acids. The transcript has 2 exons.
AUGCCGGCGGUGCAGCAUCACCAGCGACUGCCUCCUGUCUACGAAGCGGCCGAUAGCGAAGACUGCGACGCCGACGUGCACUACAUCUCGCAGGAAAAGUCGCUGUACAUUAUUUCCGCGCAUAGCUAUGUGCCUUCAUUAAUCAAAGCCCCUUGCGACCGCGACGACAGCUGGGCGAACCACCACCGACUGCCUCACCGCAUUGGCACACCACUCCGCAUCGAUACCCAGCGACGACCGCCCCGACCGCUCAUGGCCACCCUCACCUACGCCCACGAUGCCCAGCAAACGUUUGGCGCUCCGCCCGGCAGCCCGCCUGACCUCACAAACUCAAAGUCGUCCAAGUCGUCCAGCAUCCACUCGUCCACCCUGCUAGACUUCAUGGGCACGACGGAGAACCUCUCGCACUUUGAGGACAUCAACCUCGACGAAGCAUCAGGUGGGCCCUCCUCCUUCCCCGUGCCUGCGAGCCCGUCUAAUCGCGUUCUCUUCGAAGCCCCGCGCGCCUCGCUUUCCACCAGGAGCCUCCCGCACUCGCACUCGGCCCACUCCUUCCGCGACCUGACGGGUGCAACCAAGCAAAAGUACCCGAGCCUCAAGGGCCAGGUCAACCACGCCGUUCGUCAGCAGGCCCAGCUCUCCGCUCCCGGCAAGCAAGCCAGAAGAGGCUUCACCUCGCCCUCUGUCCCCUCGCUCUCUAGCCUGAGCCUUGCCGCGCCCCAACGCUCCUCGCGCUCACCAUCUCCGUCAAACACACACAAGUCCGCUUCGGGACCCCGCACAUUAUCUCGCAAGAGCUCGCGGAACGAUGUCUUGCCGUCCCCGGGCUUGGGCUCCAGGAGGCAGUCGUGGCAGGACUCCAAAAGAAAAACUGUAAAAGAAAGGGAGGCAGAGUGCGACGACGAAGACGAUGAGCUCCCUGAGGACGCUGUCAUCUGGAAUGUCCCCAUUUCGCCACGCCCUACUCAGGAUCGGUCGCCGGCGUCAUGGACUGGAGAGAGUCCGCCAUUAAUGUCACCGCAUCCUGGCGUCUCUUCAUCUUCGAGGACAUCUCCCGCACCUUCUGCGCGCGUCUCCCAGCGAACUCCGUCACCCAACGUUUCUAGCAGGGGCGUGUCUCCCCAACCCGGGGCACAGCAAAACACAUGGGCCGAGACGUACACCGCGUUAGAUACCGACGCCAAGUUGAUCACAGAGAAGCUAGAGGAGUUCCAAUCCGAAUUUGAGCGGAAGCAAGAAAUCUCACGGCAACAGCCCGGUCUCACGCGUUCAGCAUCUAUGAGCCAGCCAGAGCCAAAGAGCAAAAAGCCAGCACUCCCGCCUGUUCGCAAGAGCGAUCCUCUGAUCGACCCUUUCCAGCCCUCAGUUGAGAAGCAGAAGUACCUCUCGCGCACCCGACCGUCAUGGCUUCCACCCAAGAACCCCAAGGAGGAGAAGAAGCACCUCAAGGAGUACCAGCGCAUGUUGGCUCGUAUUGAGGAAGCUGAACGUCUCGAGGCUCAACGCGCCCAAGAGGAAGCCCUGGCUCGUGAAAAGGCCAGCCGCAUCAAGGCUGAAUACUGGUCGAGUUUACUGCUACCAAACUGGGCCACCGAGAUGACCAACUCCGAGCUACGUGCCUCGCACAGGAAGAUGUGGUGGAACGGAAUCCCCCCACGGUUGCGAGGCCAAGUCUGGCAGAAAGCGAUUGGAAACGACCUCGAGGUCACAGAAGCCACUUACAACAUUGCCUUGGAGAAAGCACGCAAAGAAGUAAAGACACAUGGCCACGAAGCGCUCGGAGGCCGCUAUGUCUACAUUGUCGAAAGCACCCAAGCAGUAUUUCCCGAACUCAAGAUGUUUGCCGCACGAACGUCACAGGCUGCAGAGGACGAGCAGCCGCUGCAUCGGGACCUUGUCGAUGUGUGCCUGGCGUAUUCGAUGUACCGCCCGGACAUCCCACACUCAAGUUUCGACAUACACCACAUCGCAGCAUUGCUCUUAUUGAACCUUGCCGCGCCGCAAGCCUUCGUCACCUUGUCAAAUCUGCUCAACCGCCCAUUGCCAUUGUCCUUCCUCAUCCACGACCAAAACGCCAUACACGCCGCCUACUCCACAACACUGCACGUUCUGUCGAAGAAAGCGCCUAGCCUGGCCCAACGACUAGAGACGCUACGAGUUGAACCCAGAGAUUACCUCUUCCAUACCCUCGGCUCACUGUUCUGCGGUCGUCUAGGUGUUGAGCACGCCGCGCGCAUCAUGGACAUUUACACCAUCGAGGGCGACAAGAACGUCCCACGCGCUGCCGUCGCUAUACUCAGUAUACUGGAAGGCAGCUGCAUGGAGGGCGACGCUGCGCAGGUUGCAAAGACACUUCGCGAGAAGAAGAUUGAACUCGAUGUGGACGAGUUCAUGAACAAGGUGUUUGAAGCGGGCAAGAGCUCGUAG